Molecule: messenger RNA, 3036 nt
Organism: Phragmites australis (common reed)
Lineage: Eukaryota; Viridiplantae; Streptophyta; Magnoliopsida; Poales; Poaceae
Product: soluble starch synthase 2-1, chloroplastic/amyloplastic-like
Exons: 9
Coding region: 263-2569 (768 amino acids)
Molecular function (GO): alpha-1,4-glucan glucosyltransferase (UDP-glucose donor) activity
Source: RefSeq, a predicted model, not a curated record
UCGCGGAAAAGGGGAGGACGCAGGCCACACGGUGGCGGUUGUCUUCCACCUCGGCCUCAGCACCUGCCACACGGAAGAAAAAGACGCUCCAGAAAAAGGGUGAGGGGGCGACGGCCGCCUUCUCCUUCCUCCGCGUCCCCCGCCCGCCCACCUCACGCCCAGACUUCCGGAUCAGCAGCGGCAGUGGCAGCAGCACACUAGUGUCUAGUGCUAUAGUAGCAGUGGAGCGAAAGGAAGCGACCGACCGAGCGCGCGCCCUCCAAUGGCGGCCGCCCCCUCCUCCCUCCUCGCCCCGCCUCCCGCCGCGGCGCCGGGGACCGCGGCGGCCUCCUGCUGCCGCUGCCGGCGCAGGGGCGUCGCCCUCCUCCGCCCGGUGGCUCGCGCCUCCCGCCGUCGCAGCAGGCCGGCGACCCGCCCGGUGAGGUUCUGCGUGAAUGUUGGUUCUGGGUGGCCCGUGGUGCUCAUGGGAUCGAUCCACAGGGGGUCGGCCAGGGGUAUAAGCGCCGCUGGGGUGGGUGCCGACGCUGCGGGUCAAGUCGGUCAGGAUGACGACGACGAGGAUGUAGCUCGUAUCACCAAUGAGGCGCUUCGUGCCACCAUCCGGAAGAGCAAAGAAGUGCUGGCAAGGCACAGGAGUAUACUCAAGCAGAUAUCGGAAAAGAAGAAGCUCAUCUCCGCUAUAGCGGACAGUUCCAUUCAUAAUGAGCAAGAGCCACUCAGUGGUCAGAGUGAUAGUACCUUUACACACCUGAAUGCAGUUUCAGAGGGUGAAGAGAUUGGCUAUGGCCGUCAGACUUUCCUUGAUAGGCAUGCUCAGCAAUCUAAAUUUGACACAGUUUAUGGAGAAUCCAUCUAUGAUCAGAAUGAAUACUAUGAAAGUUUAGAUGGCGAUGAUGCUGAAUUCAGUGAAUCAUUUGGCGAGGUCAACUAUGAGCAUUAUCAGUAUCAGUAUGACAGUUUUCCUAGAGCUGCUCACAGUGUAUAUGAACCAGAAGAUGCUCACAGCGAAAAGGAGCAGCCAGUUAAUGAGGGAGCAAAUAACAAUUCAUCUGCUUCAGGCGGCGUCGAUGUUAUGAAUGUCAUAUUGGUAGCUGCAGAGUGUGCACCUUGGUCCAAAACAGGUGGGCUCGGAGAUGUUGCUGGAGCUUUGCCCAAGGCUUUGGCCAGGAGAGGUCAUCGUGUCAUGGUAGUAGUUCCAAAAUAUGGUGACUAUGCAGAACCACAAGAGAUAGGAGAACCAAGGAGGUACCAAGUUGCAGGGCAGGAUAUGGAGGUCAAGUAUUAUCAUGCAUACAUAGAUGGUGUGGAUUUUGUUUUCAUUGACAAUCCGAUCUUCGACCAUGUUGAGAGUGAAAUUUAUGGUGGAAACCGCACAAUUAACUUUUAUCUGCAGGAUAUAUUGAAACGAAUGGUUUUGUUGUGCAAAGCGGCUGUAGAGGUUCAAUGGUACGUUCCAUGUGGUGGUUUCUGCUAUGGUGAUGGAAAUCUUGUGUUCAUUGCAAAUGAUUGGCAUACUGCACUGCUUCCUGUUUAUUUGAAGGCAUACUACCGCGACAAUGGUUUUAUGACAUAUGCCCGUUCUGUUCUUGUGAUACACAAUAUAGCACAUCAGGGUCGUGGCCCGAUAGAUGACUUCGGUUACCUGGAUUUGCCAGGUCAUUGCAUGGAUCAGUUCAAACUUUAUGACCCAUUUGGAGGUGAUCAUCUAAACAUUUUUGCAGCUGGUAUUAAAGCUGCUGACCGUUUGCUUACAGUUAGCCAUGGUUAUGCAUGGGAGGUCAAAACACCUGAAGGUGGUUGGGGCCUUCAUAGUAUCAUUUAUGAAAGCGAUUGGAAAUUCCAGGGUAUUGUAAAUGGUAUUGACACAACUGAUUGGAAUCCUUGGCAUGAUGUCCACCUACAGUCUGAUGGAUACACCAAUUAUUCUCUAGAAACCGUUCAAACAGGUAAAGCACAAUGUAAGGAAGCAUUGCAGAAAGAGCUUGGCCUCCCAGUUCGUGGUGAUGUUCCUGUCAUUGCUUUUAUUGGACGGUUAGACCAUCAGAAAGGUGUUGACCUGAUAGCAGAAGCUAUGCCAUGGAUUGCUGGCCAAGAUGUACAAUUAAUUAUGCUGGGUACCGGAAGGCAAGACCUUGAAGAUACAUUGAGGAGGCUUGAGAGCCAGCACUAUGACAGGGUUAGGGGCUGGGUCGGGUUUUCUGUCAGGCUGGCACAUCGUAUGACUGCAGGGGCUGAUAUACUAUUGAUGCCAUCAAGGUUUGAGCCAUGCGGGUUGAACCAGCUAUAUGCCAUGAUGUAUGGGACUGUCCCAGUUGUUCAUGCGGUUGGAGGUCUCCGAGACACGGUCGAACAGUAUAAUCCCUAUGAGGAGGUUGGACUUGGUUGGACUUUUGAAAAGGCAGAGGCAAACAAAAUGAUCGAUGCACUAGGGCACUGCUUGAACACGUACAGAAAUUACAGGAGCAGUUGGGAGGGCAUCCAAAGGAGAGGGAUGAUGCAAGAUCUAAGUUGGGACAAUGCUGCCAAACUCUAUGAGGAAGUUCUUGUUGCUGCCAAGUACCAGUGGUGACUGCUGAGCAGUCAAAGAAACUGUUCAUGGUUGUCGUUCACUGAGAAAGAAAAGCUUUCCUCUCUUAUGAGUCACUGCUUUAAAUCUCUUGGUGUGUCACGCAGCUGUCUGCUUGCCUCAAAUCCCAAAAUUUUCACCUUGGUGAAAACUGGAUGACCACAAUGUUCAUGUCAGAUCCUAGAUCGCGGCCAACAUGGCAAAUUCUGAGCUUGCAUCCUAGACAAACACAAUGGAAGUGAUUUUUCCUGGAAAGAGGUAAACGGCAGAGAGAAGAUUCAGUGGCAGCAUCAUGCAUUUUUGAAGUGGCUUCUAGUUCAUUUGUUUUACUGGGUGAGCUCAGUUAAAUGCUUUAGUACAGCAGAAUAGUAGAUGGCAGAGAAAAAUGUUGCUUCAUUUCCUGAAUAGUUUUGUUGUAUUUCUAAUUAGGUUAUUGAAUAGCAGAUAGUAGAGAAAAUGCUUUACUAUUA